UCAGCAGUUCGCUCCCUCUCAGAGGUUUCAGGGUUUUAAUGCACAGUGGGUACAUUUAAACAGUUGUCAUUCCAGGAGCAAACAUCGGGUUGAGAGACUACCUAAGACAAGAGAGAAACUCAAUGCCCGAGAGGGGCGCAAGAAGCGUGCGCGUCCCCGCGUGCAGGUGUGCGAAUGGCGCGGAUCCAGGAGCGCGUCCUCGAGGCAGCGUCUACCCCUGUGGCCUGAGGUGCGAGUCCGAGUCCGUGGAGCUCAUCGGUCCGUGGAGACCUCACUCCUGCUCUUCCUCCGCUGCUCUACACUGCAGUGCAAUGAAGCACACACACAGGUGUUGCCAGACCCCUCCCUCAGUAACCGUCCGGGUCAAACCCAACAGCGCUCACACUCUCCAAAUCAGGAGAGGUCUUCGGUUGAAAAGAGCCAACGGCCAAGACGCCCAGGGCCCCUCCGGGAAGAGCACGCCGAGCCGGCUGCAGGAUGGGACGCGUAAGGCCAGAAUCAACUUGGCUCCAGCUAUUGUCGUCCAGCGUCAGGAAAUGGCGUCAUACUUCAGACUUUUUGACGAUGACCUCAUUCAAGACUUCCUGUGGACGGACUGCUGCCGCAAACUGACAGACAAGUACCUUCUAGCCAUGACCUUUGUGUACUUCAAAAGGGCCCGCUUCACUAUUGCCGAGUACACCAGGAAGAACUUUUUCAUCGCACUGUAUCUUGCCAACACCAUGGAGGAGGACGAGGAAGAGGGCAAGUACGAGAUUUUUCCAUGGGCGCUGGGCAAGAGCUGGAGGAUGCAGUUUCCCCGCUUCCUCAAGCAGCGAGACAAGCUGUGGGUUCGCAUCGAGUACAGAGCGGCUGUCAGCAGGCGCUGCUGCGAAGAGGUGAUGGCCAUUGUGCCCGCUCACUUUGUGUGGCAGCGGGAGCGAUCAGAGCACCACAGCGGAGCCCAGCGACAGUACAGUGACAGAGUCAACAUCAGUAUCCCCCGUGGACCCUUCGCCUCCCCAGUCACCUGCGUCCUCUGUCACCACAGCACCAGGUUAGACCCAGACCUGGGCUCCUCCCAUCCCAACAGAGGAUCUCCUGCACAGAGCCCCAACGCCACCUAUCCAGACCCGUUCACGGCCUUGCUGACUUUGGAGACCACCCCGCUCAGGGCUGCAGCCUCUGGCAGGAAGGCGGCAGAGACUAAAAGCCACGUCCAGCCUUCCUCCUGCUGCUGUGCUGAGGGGGUUCCUAGUAGGGGAUGAGUCUUCCUGUGGAUCUACUCUCGACACCUCUAUGAACUGGAUCAGUGAGGAGUAGAGCGUCGCCCCCGCCGCAGUUUUACUACGUCCCUCUUUAUACCAACGAAGAAGUUGGGUGAAUUAUCUUCACUCCUCUUUAAGACUUAAGUAAAGGCCUGAAUCACAAGUGUAACUUACCAGUUUGUGCUGAGUUCAUCACAACUGCUCAGUACAAAGUUGACAGUUCAAGUAAUAAUAAGAGCCAGUGUAAUUCCAGUCGUCAUAUUCUGCAUUACUUGCAGUCAGAUUAAUGUAAUACGCCAAAGAGUAUUAUUGUAAAGGUUUGUUCAACCUGCACUGAGUUUCUGCUAUUUAUUUAUAUUUAUAUACAUAUAUAUUUAUUUGUUAUUUAUUUACCAAAGCACUUUUUUGGACAACCAGAUUGGGGGGCUUUUGAAUGAAUUGAAGUUUCGCCACACAAUGUCGCUCACUGUACUGGAAUUCUGUUGGGUGUGUGUUUUGUGAUGUUUGUGUUUCGCUUAAAUGAUACAACACUGUCUGUUGAGUUUUCAAUAAAAGGUUGAACUGGAA
This is a messenger RNA of Hippoglossus stenolepis (Pacific halibut), 1814 nucleotides long. RefSeq names its product speedy/RINGO cell cycle regulator family member A (gene spdya). The coding region runs from base 123 to 1247 and encodes 374 amino acids. The record is from RefSeq and is a predicted model, not a curated record. The transcript is spliced from 8 exons. Gene Ontology annotation, molecular function: protein kinase binding. NCBI's taxonomy places the organism in Eukaryota, Metazoa, Chordata, Actinopteri, Pleuronectiformes, Pleuronectidae. Gene Ontology annotation, biological process: positive regulation of cyclin-dependent protein serine/threonine kinase activity.